Messenger RNA from Rana temporaria (common frog), 2263 nucleotides. Its product is annotated as serine protease 33-like. NCBI's taxonomy places the organism in Eukaryota, Metazoa, Chordata, Amphibia, Anura, Ranidae. Gene Ontology annotation, molecular function: serine-type endopeptidase activity. The transcript is spliced from 5 exons. The coding region runs from base 997 to 2025 and encodes 342 amino acids. The record is from RefSeq and is a predicted model, not a curated record. Gene Ontology annotation, biological process: proteolysis.
CUAGCUAGAAAAAGUGCAUAAAACACAGGGCGACUAACGCUGUGAAUGCCAAUGUAACAGUGUACCAACGUCCCGAUAAUAUGUAACUAGGAAUUAAGGUGGGCUAAUGAAAUGAACUUUACAUGGUACAAGUAAAUAUAGUAAAAAAUAUAUAAGUAUAUUUAUUCAUAAAAAUAGAAAGUAUACAAAGAAAGAAAUGAUAUACCGAGCUUCGUAAACACACAAAUACAAUAUCGGGAUAUUUAUCACAGUACAUACAUAGGAAAUAUUGCAUACAAGUUUCUACUAGUGCACAUAUGCUUAUCUAACAAAACCAUGCAGCACCAGAAAAUAUAUAAAAAAAACGUUUAAAUCCUUGGAACUGGAUUGGAUAUGCGGAGUGAUGGAGGUUGCUUUAACUCGCGUUUACUCAACAUGUUUUGCGUUCAAAAAUGCUUCAUCAGGAGCAUAACGGUCUAAUAGUAAACAAAAUAUGACAUAGAAACAUAGAUUCCAUACAUUUGGCACCCACAUUCAAGAGAAGCAUUUAGACAAGCAGAUUAAAAUCACCAAAGCGAUCGCUCGAUAGAGGAUGAAAUUCCAACAGGUCAGAAUAUUAUCCACCAGAAGAGUCCUUUCCCGGGUUUUUCUCUUUCAAUUACCUUUCAUGUUGGUUGAAUUGGAUGAAACACCAACCUGUCUAUAGCCAGUCUUACGCCAACUUUCAUUGUAUUGAGCUAAAAAAGAAUUCACCUUCUGACACCAUAUGACACCAUAAGCCUCCCCCCCAUGCCUCAAAGCAGUGUGCUAGGAUCUGAGCUCUUUAUCAGCCAGGCCAGUAUUAUAGUUGGUGGGUGGAAUGUCAGACCAAGACAGGACUGACCGGAAAGACAACAAAAUCUCUUUCUAUCUAAACUCCAUUGUUAUGAAGAAUAAGGAAGCUUUAAAUUCAUGAAAAUAGUGUUCUGAACAGAUCAGUGAGAGAGAGAGAUCUGCUGAAUAUCCUCCGGGACGGGAAUGCUCUCUCUACUCAUUCUAAUAACCACAGCCGGCAAGGCUUUCGGUGCUGCAGAUUAUUCGGUGUGUGGUUCCCCGCUGGUGUCCGGGCGGAUAGUUGGCGGUACAAAUGCAAUUGAUGGCAAGUGGCCCUGGCAGGUCGCUGUUAAGGAUAAAGAAUCAAAUGGAGAAUAUUUAUGUGGGGGGUCCCUGAUCUCCCCGGAGUGGGUUAUGACGGCGGCACAUUGUAUCCACCUUCCUAUCCAGGUAUCGAAUUAUAAAGUAUAUUUGGGCCUGUACCAGCUGGGUGUGAUCAGCUCUCAUACAGUUAUUGCCACUGUAAGGAAUAUCUUCGUCAAUAGUAAUUAUACAAACAGUGGAAGCCCUGGGGACAUCGCCCUGAUACAGCUGGCCACACCUGUCACCUAUACUCAGUACAUCAUGCCAAUCUGUCUGCCAUCUUCCACCACCACCUUCCCCUGUGGUACGGAGUGCUGGGUGACCGGCUGGGGUACAAGAUAUUCUGGAGGGAGCGUAGUUGCGAAUGGGCCCCUUCAGGAGGUCAUGGUUCCCCUAAUAGACCGCAAUACGUGUCAAACAUUUUACCGUGCAGGAAGUAACUUCCGUAUCCAGGAUGAUCAGAUUUGUGCCGGCUACAAGAAUGGGCAAAAGGACUCUUGCCAGGGUGACUCAGGAGGACCUCUGGUGUGUAAGGUCCAGGGUGUAUGGUACCAGGUUGGAGUUGUGAGCUGGGGAGAAGGAUGUGCAGAACCCAACUACCCCGGGGUGUACACAAGAGUGAUGGCCUACCAAGCCUGGAUCAGCACCUACCUGACUAUUACAUUCAAUUAUGUGUCGAAUAUUCCUACACCAACGAUGACUUGUGGAGGAAGCUUCAAGAGCACAGGAAACACCACCACCGUCUAUCCAUAUGCCAAUUCAGCUUCAAGCACAUCAGGCAAAUCUGAAGGAAGCUCCAUCACAUCCAUCCUUUCACACCAUCGCUGGGUGAUCCUGGUCCCAACUAUUCUCCUGCUGACACUCAUAUAACCAAAAAACAGCCAUCUCUGCUGACCUAGACAAUGGGGUUUAUUCUUCUAAAAGUGCUGAAAAUAUUUACUUUGCAAAGAAGACCCAAUCUAAUGUUAUGCCUCGUGCACCCGUAAGGUAUUUCCAACGGGAAAAUUUACCGUCGAAAAUCCCGAGGGGAAAUCCGAGAACCUGCUCGGUCAGUCUUUCCCCUAUACACAACAGUUUUUCCUGACAGGAAAACUGCGAUGGUUGGGAA